This is a messenger RNA of Soboliphyme baturini, 423 nucleotides long. Lineage: Eukaryota; Metazoa; Nematoda; Enoplea; Dioctophymatida; Soboliphymatidae. The record is from the annotation of a GenBank genome assembly.
AUGUGCGUCGCCUCCGCCUCGGCUGAUAGGUCUGUCCGUAUAUGGUCGACGACGUGUGCAAGACCUGUCCGUAUACUUUCCGAGUUGACUUCAGCGGUAACAGAGCUAGUCGCUAGCCCCGACGGCUUAUCGUUGAUCACAGCAGACCGUCAACGUCACCUCACUUUCUGGGACGUGCGAAUGUGGAAAAUAUUACAGUCAUUGUCCACAAAGAAUGUCGUUUACACCGCACGCUUUUCACCCGAAGGUCGCACCCUGGCGAUCGCCGGUGCCAAAGGUUUUUUUGAGCAGUUUCGUCUAUCCGGUCACGAUGUCGUCUGCUACGCCAGAUUUUCGCCCGGACGGGUGUCUUAUGAUUCGUCUCUUCGCUUCUUGACUUCCCGUUUUUGCAAUGACACAUCCGUGUUCGUUGGAGCAGCUUAG